UCUCUCUUCGGACUCUCGGAGCUCGUAGCUAAGGCUGGCCAAAGGGGAGAGAGGGAGAGACACACACACACACACACACGCAGAGGGUCCAGACAGUCUUCUCACUUACUCUCAUCUCUCAGACCGGUAUCCUCGGAAAACAACAUGAACAAUCCAUCGGUUUGACGUGAUGGGAAGACCCUCGAGAUGAUGGUCAAUACUACACAUCUGCAAAUACAGAUGUUCAUUCUAUAAUAAUUCAUACUUAGAUAUCACAAUGUGGAACUUUGCAUCCAAAUGCAUUGCUGGAAGCAUUAGGCUGAAGAAUAACUUUCUAAAGCCGACUAAGGAUGCUUUAGAUUGUUCAGAUGAUGAAAUGUCCUCCACCACCAGCAGAGAAGAGGGACUUGAGUGCCCAAUAUGCUGGGAAUUCUUUAACAUUGUCGAAAAUGUGCCCUAUGUUUUAUGGUGCGGCCAUACUCUUUGUAAGAAUUGCGUCCUAGGACUGCAGUGGGCUGUUGUGAAAUUUCCAACUUUACCAAUCCAGCUUCCACUCUUCAUCUCCUGCCCAUGGUGCAAUCUCUUGUCUCUCCGCCUGGUUUAUAAGGGAAAUCUCAAGUUUCCUCGCAAGAACUUUUUUCUUCUCUGGAUGCUUGAGAGCAUGAAUGGUGAUAGGGUAAAGUCACAUUCUGCUUUAUGCGGAGAUCAUCAGCCAGUGUGGCCAUCAACUGCCAAAAUAGCACCACAUGUAAGCCACUCUAACCUUGGGAGGGGGCAGCACACUCACCAUUUGGAGUCUUCUGGGUCAACCCGUGAUCAUAAUCGUGUUGGUAAUUAUCUCACUGUGGAGCGACUGCAUUCCUCCCUUAGGAAUGCACUGGUUUUCUUUGUUCAACUGACUGCCAAGUUCCCAUUGGUUCUCAUAUUUCUUCUGAUCAUUUUGUAUGCAAUACCUGCCAGUGCAGCUGUCCUGGCCUUGUACAUACUCAUCACCGUUCUGUUUGCUCUCCCUUCAUUUCUCAUUCUGUACUUUGCAUAUCCUAGCUUGGACUGGCUGGUGAGAGAAAUCAUCACUUGAGAUGAUGUUCUUCUCGCUGUUUUGAAAGCUCUUUGAACACCAGUUUAUCUCAUAAACUGGUGCUUGUCCAUCUGAAUCCCAUCAGUUGUCAAAAAUAUAUCGGCUCUACUAUCUUAAACCACGCCAUAUGAUGCACUCCUUUUGUGAUUGUGAAACCUAGUAGCCUUUUGAGCCUCUCUAUGUUGAGAACUGUUUUAGCUUUCCCAUGGUAUAUACUUUUCUGGGUGGUAGUGAUGCCAGUUCGUUUGUUAUUUUGGUUUUGGCAACCAUUGGCCGAGAAGUAAAACUUUCCCUUUGCCAACAAGUGGUUAUUUUCUGUUUAUGUGGCUUCUGAAUGUUGUUUCACGAGUACUUUAUUAGGGCUUGAUUAAGAGAUUCUUAAUGUUCUUUGUAUACAGCUCUAUUCCUUAUCUAGUGUCAAUGCAUAAUUGUUAAGAGGUUCUCUUUCUCUGCCUUGGCGAUUUUGGUUGAAAUCAAUCAAAACUCCUAUUUUGUUUGAUGGAUUGUUAUUUGUGAUCAGCAGAAAGGGCUAGCAACUUGGCAUCAUUCAGAAAUUUUUACUUGUGCUCUUCGGCUUUGGAUUGAAGUGGAAGUCGUUCAUGUGCAAGUGUAACUUUGAUUUGCCACCCCUUUCAUUUUCAUGCGUUUCCUUUUUAUCAGAAUGUACCAUUUACAGUGUGCGUGUAAACUAGU
Molecule: messenger RNA, 1750 nt
Organism: Ilex paraguariensis (yerba mate)
Lineage: Eukaryota; Viridiplantae; Streptophyta; Magnoliopsida; Aquifoliales; Aquifoliaceae
Source: the annotation of a GenBank genome assembly